AACACGUAAAGAUGCGUCUUAUUAAAAGGCGCGUGACUCCUCCCGAAGCAAAACCCUAGUCCGGUUGCCACUUGCGGCGGCGUUCUCGCUCUCUUUCUCCUCCUCCUCGUCUUCGUUGGCAAGAUCAGAGCUAAGAAUUAGUAUUAGGAAAAAUGUUUACUGCAAGGAAGAAGAUUCUAAAGGAGAAGGGUGCUGAACCUACCGAAUUUGAAGACACUGUAGCUCAGGCUAGUUGUCUUGAUUGUUCAUUUUGUGUUCUUUUCGCAUUUAUGUUGAGAUCCAUAGUGAAUCAUUCUUGUGCAUCACAGGCAUUUUUUGAUUUGGAGAAUGGGAACCAGGAGUUGAAGAGUGACUUGAAGGAUCUUUACAUCAAUUCAGCAGCACAAAUCGAUAUAGCUGGCAACAGGAAAGCUGUUGUUAUCCACAUUCCACACAGACUUCGGAAAGCCUACAAAAAGAUUCAUGUGAGACUAGUUAGAGAACUGGAAAAGAAGUUCAGUGGGAAGGAUGUGAUUCUUAUUGCUACACGGAGGAUAUUGAGGCCACCAAAGAAAGGUUCAGCAGUCGUGCGCCCCCGCUCCCGCACCCUUACUGCCGUCCACGAUGCAAUCUUGGAAGAUGUAGUGUACCCUGCUGAAAUCGUAGGAAAGCGCAUCAGAUAUCGGAUGGAUGGCUCCAAAGUCAUCAAGAUUUUCUUGGAUCCUAAGGAGAGGAAUAACACCGAAUAUAAACUGGAAACUUUCUCCAGUGUCUACCGGAAACUUUGUGGCAAAGAGGUGGUGUUCGAAUAUCCGAUCACUGAGAUUGCUUAAAUUACUUUUAUGGGUAGUUUGUCUGCGUUGGUUUUCUUCAUUGGAAAACACUUUGAUUGUGCCAUUUCCUUUGAAAAUGUUCUCAUUUUGCUGAUAAGGUUUUAGUGAAUGUGUUGACUGUUUUGUCUGCGAUUUAGAGCAUAAACUCUGAAAGGAUGGUUUUUUUGGGUAUGUAGCAGAAAAGCUUUGCUUUUAUUGAAUUGUUAAAGAAUUUAAAAAAUCUUAAA
Molecule: messenger RNA, 1039 nt
Organism: Zingiber officinale
Lineage: Eukaryota; Viridiplantae; Streptophyta; Magnoliopsida; Zingiberales; Zingiberaceae
Product: 40S ribosomal protein S7-like
Exons: 5
Coding region: 153-812 (219 amino acids)
Biological process (GO): rRNA processing; ribosomal small subunit biogenesis; translation
Cellular component (GO): ribosome; small-subunit processome; cytosolic small ribosomal subunit
Molecular function (GO): structural constituent of ribosome
Source: RefSeq, a predicted model, not a curated record